This is a messenger RNA of Nematostella vectensis (starlet sea anemone), 6532 nucleotides long. RefSeq lists its product as uncharacterized. Gene Ontology annotation, molecular function: alpha-L-arabinofuranosidase activity; heparin binding. The coding region runs from base 91 to 4347 and encodes 1418 amino acids. The transcript has 13 exons. Gene Ontology annotation, cellular component: cell surface. The record is from RefSeq and is a predicted model, not a curated record. NCBI's taxonomy places the organism in Eukaryota, Metazoa, Cnidaria, Anthozoa, Actiniaria, Edwardsiidae. Gene Ontology annotation, biological process: L-arabinose metabolic process.
GUGGUGAAUCGUCGUUAACAAUUCAUUGCUUACCUCUGGUGCCUAGACAAGUCAUAUUUGUGUUUUUCUUUUGGUAUACUAAAAAAGAAAAUGUUUUGGGUUUCUAUUUUGCUUCUCAUAGUUAUAAAAGUUUCCAUAGAGGAAAAUUAUGCCCCGUUAAAUGAAUGGUCACCUAAAAUUCACGAUGACUUAAAGGAAUGGAUCGAGAAAGUUUAUUCAAAUCAAAGUGACAAAAGAGCAGAAGAAAGUGCUGAUGUAGUACACGUCUUUGGACAAAGUCAUGACAAUGCUGAACACGAAGUCAAUGUUUCGCAAGUCUCAAAUCCUGACAAAUUAUUGAACGUCUUGAAAAGACUUGAGCACUUGAUCAACGGGAACAUCGUGAAAUCACCAACACAAAGUAUUCACACAUCUUUUGAACCUAUAGUCCGCGGAUCGAUGCUAGAACUUCCUGUUAAUUUUACGUCCGUACAAAGAUUAGGAACGGCUGACAAAAAGCAGUGGGGAUUCAGUUUUAUCCAUUUCUGCAGAGAGGCAAGCAAAUUGGUCGAGUAUCACAAGCACGUUAAAAUUGAUGCUUAUAGAAAAUCAACCCUGCCGGUAAGCAUUCUUGAAAAAGGCGCAUUCAACAAGAAUUUUACAACCGCCGGACAUUUAUUCGGAAACAAGCACCAAUUUACGAAGCAAACUCAUAAUGCCACUGUGUCAGGAAGACAGUUCUUGACGUCGAAUCAAUCUAUGCUGAAGCCGGAUACUGCGUACAGAAUCUUCACGAAGACAAAAGUAACGCCUGUCGUAGACGGCAACUAUUACUUGAUCAAGUUCAAAACGAACCAAAGCGAGGCUCUGCACUGCCUCGGUAUGGAUUCCAGCGGUGGACUCCAAGUGACGUCAUCAAGGUGUCUCUUCUUCUCUGCUCACUAUCCAGGCCUGCAGGUCAGAGGGGGCGUACUGCCAGCGGUCUCACUAGAAUGCGCAUGCUCGCCAGGCUACUACAUCAACCGUGACAGCAGCAGGAUAACAAUAAGAAAGCGGAUCAUAAAUCCCAAUUAUGAUAUCGACUCCACAUUUUAUUUCAAACCUGUCCACGGCGAAAACGCAUUCCAACUUCUUGGAAAUCAUCUCAGGCAGGUCGUUUGUAAAAGUUCCACGGACGUACAGCGACUAGUCUUACAUCCCUUAGGAAGUCACUUUAAUAAUGAUGGAUGCAAAGUUGUUCUGCAUCCAAUAGCACCAGGCGAGAAUCCAAUACAAAACUGUCAAUGGAACACAAACAAAAAACAAGAAUUCUGCAUUUCCUUAAAUUUAAUAAACUCUGCAGAGCGAGAAAUCAAGUUAAAAUCGAGCAUCAAAACGUCUGAGUACAUCAUAAAAGGCCGCGAGUUCCGCUUAACGACGUACAUCCAUCACCCUCAAGACCAUCCAAAAGUGUUAUUCACCGCAAGAGAGGACUCGAAUGAAGUGUUUGUGCUGCUAAAUGGAUCGCGGCAACUUAACAUCCCUAUCACACGCGACUGCACCGAGUUCACGAGAGUGAUCAUUACUACAAAGCCACAAAACUCGUAUUAUUUCUAUCUGGUGAACCAUCUUGGCAUUCCCCUUCAUCUUAAAGCGAACAGUUCUGAUGAUGGUACAGAGCCUCUUCGUAGCCCCAAGAUGAAGGUUCAUGUCCAACGUUCUGGCGAAGGGUGGAUUAUGAAGGCCGAGCCUGCAGACAAGAAGCGCAGCGGAGUUACUGUUGAAGAUGAUGAUGAUUAUGAGCCGGGUUACCAGGAAUACUCGGGCACCACGAGGCCUGCCGUACACGAGCUCAGCAAAUCCAUCCAGGCGGAUGCCGAACACGAGCUCAGCAAAUCCAUCCAGGCGGAUGCCGUACACGAGCUCAGCAAAUCCAUCCAGGCGGAUGCCGUGAAUGACUCCUCGCAAGCGUUGCACCUCAUGUUUGACUUAGUCGACCCCAAUGGACAUUCUGAUCCAGUCUUUGGAAACGACCCCAAAAUACAUUUCAAAGCCGUAAAUCACGGGAAGACCUUCCACAUACGAGAGUCACCUCAUCAAGUCACAGACAUGCUUUCCAGGAACCUUAGUGGCGUGACGCUGAAAAAGUUUGAUAACAUCCCCGGCGACAGGAUUAAAAAUUUGAUUGAUAGCAACAACUACCCCUACUUCCCAUCAUCCUCUUUGAUUAUUAGCCAUUUCUCGGAACCGGAGGACUGGGGAGACCACUAUGGCUCUUCUAUCGAGGGUUUCUUUGUACCACAGCAAGAUGGAAAUCACGUAUUCCAUUUAGCGAGCGGAAAAGAGGGCAAACUGUAUCUGGGUAGCGACUUCGACCCGAAAAGCAAGCGGCUUAUUGCGCAUGUGCAAGAGAGCACGUCGCCGAUGAGACAAAGCGAACUGACUGGCGUUAAGUCUGACCCGAUCGACCUGAUAGCUGGAGUUCCCUACUACAUCCUAGCCCUGCACAAGGAGUCGACUGGCCCAGACCAUCUGUCUGUUGGCAUGACAACGCCAGAUGGACAGGUCGACGCUCCAAUCAGUGUACAGUAUCUGUACAGACUUCCAGUUACCAAGAUAAACUCGACCACUCUUCGGCACUUGGCCGAGAAGAAGGCAAAGGAGAUAGCAGAGAAAACAAUACACGAACAGCUAACGCGUCUGCGCAUGACCAAUAAACCUCCCUUUUCCUUGCUCUACCAAUCACAACACGAGUUUGUCUCAUUUUUGGCGGACACUGAAGUGAUCGUAGAGAUCGCUGAGAAAGUUCGUAUGAGGUUUACAAAAGGGACGUCUGUAAAAGUGAGACGUGACACUUUAAUCAAGCAGCUAGAAGAUUUGGUUAUCCUUGACUUGACCUCGGGCUCCGCGUUUGCCGCUUUUAUUGUUAGGGAAUGGAGGAUUGAUUUGACCGUUAAAGAGUUUGAAAGAAACAGGAUGCCAGCAGGUUAUAUGUGCCUGCAAGCAACUAACACUUUCAACAGCGGUCCUUUGACCUGUUUGCCUCCUUGCUACAUACCUUGCCCAACAGCGACGGCAACACCAUCAACAACGGCAACUACACCAGCAAAAACAACGUCAGCAACAACUAAACCAGUAAUGACACCGACAACACCAGCACCAAUGACCCUGCCACCCAUCUCCCCUAUAGACCCCCCUAGGACUCAACCCCCACCCAUCUUCCCUAUAGACCCCCCUAGGACGCAACCCCCACCCAUCCCCCCUAUAGACCCCCCCAGGACUCAACCCCCACCCAUCCCCCCUAUAGACCCCCCCAGGACUCAACCCCCACCAAUCCCCCCUAUAGACCCCCCUAGGACUCAACCCCCACCCAUCUUUCCCCAACCCACAACACCAGCCCCGACAAAAUGUCAAGUCAUCAAUACAAAGGAAACCGGCGAAGUCAGCAAUAAGAUGAUUCUUCUCCAGGAUGAAGUACUUUGUCCGACUUCACCUUCACCCGUCACGUGUCCCCCCUGCCCAGCCUCAUCUGGGUGCCUGGUUGCUGCGGCAACCGGUAAUUUAACGGUCACGCUAGUGCCGCCCUCGUGUCCGCCAUGCCCACCUCCGGUCAUCUGCCCAAAGGCGCCAAAAAGCACACCGCAAUCUAUGUGUCCACCCGGCCAUCUUGAGGUACAUGCCGGUAACUCGCCACCCGGAAGCUGUUGCAAAUUCCCGUUUGUUUACAAAGGAAUCACCAUGCAUCGAUGCACAAGAGAAGAGAAAAACUUCCGAUGGUGCGCCACCACGCAAGACUACGACAAAGAUAAGAAAUGGGGAUUUUGUCCGCAGUGCUUCAUCGGUUCCGGGGGGACAAGCAGUGGGUACUGUUGUCACUUUCCCUUUGUGUUUGGCGGCAAACUGCACGCCACUUGUGUGAAUGAUACGAAAGGGAAGCCCUGGUGCUCAGUCACCUAUAACCUCGACCUGGACGGACUCUGGACCUACUGUCCUGUGAACGCGCCGGGCUCGUCAUCCCUCGGCACUCUUACCCAGCCCCCCUGUCCCGAGCAAUGCAAAGACCUCUGCUCCGACCUCUGUCCUGACGUCUGCUGCAACCUACCAGACAUGCGAAUUAAAGAUCCAAGUCCUGAAGUACCCGGAUGUCCGGCGUCCUGUCAAUCAUGGUGCGGCCCGCCCUGCCCUUCCACGUGCUGCGUUAACACUUCACUCCAACCUUUUGAUAUACCGGGAUAUACUUCAUAUACAGGCACAGGGCGGACCCGCCUACCUAUUGGCCCAGUGUUACCAUGGCAACGAAUCCGCCGCAUCUCACCGAUAUGUCCUCCAUUAUGUAAGAGAAGUUGCAAAAAAAGCUGCCCGGUCACGUGUUGCAGUCUAGCCUCGUGAGACCACUGACCUAGUUUGCGCCUAUCGUAUUAUUGCAAUGACUAUGACUGUGGCUGUGUGACUGUGACUGAUGUGACUGUGACUGUAAAUAAACUCCAAAAAGAUCGCAUAAAUAUAUUAUCGCUUACUAAUGCGAUAAAACAGCUCGCACAUCCAUGGCUGUUUUUUUAUAAUGAAGUGCACUUAUCAAGUGAAUUCCUUAAGAGGGAUUCCUCUGCACUUGGUAAAUCACGGAGAUUUUAAUAGAAUUGAAUGAAUGAACGAUUGAUUGAAUUAAUGAAGUCUUUAGCUUAGGAAUGAACCUAUUAACGGUCUGUUUUGUGUGUGUGUUGUGCUAAGCUUAAUGUACCGAUAUUUUGUUAUAAAAAUGGUUAAUGUUUUUUUUGUGUGCAAAUAUCUCGAAUUUUUCUUCUAUUUAUAAGAAAUUGAAGAAUUCAAAAAAGUAAAAACUAAAAUGUUUAAAAUUAUCAAAAGAUGUAAAACCAUUAAGAUAAAAUAAAGGUAUCAAAUCAAGCAAAAUUUGAAACAAAGCUACUACUUCAAGCGCGCCUAUCAGAGGUUGUUGUUAAAGGGGAACUGCAAGCUAAAUACAACCAGGACUCGUAUUUACAUGUAAAAACAAAAAAUACGCUUACUGUAGGUGUUUUCGCGCGGUUAUAAUUCGUUUUCGAGAAAUUCGACGUUUCGCCGCCAUCUUGGAUGUUUUGCUCGUCAGCGCAUAAACUGUCAGCGGUCGCUUUUGUGACGUACAGUAUGAACAAGAUGGCGUGGUCUAUGUUGCUCUUUGGCAUUACCGCUGAAACUUUGUGGCAGCCAUUUGUUUUCGUCUCAUUUCACGUUGCAUCAAACAACCUCACGUUGAAUCAUUCAAGCUCGAAACUAUGCAAGAGCAACAUAUCACAACCAAACCACAAGGGAUCUGAGGAAUCGGUGUACAUGUACGUAAAAACUUUGUCGUGCUGCUAAUGAAGUUAUUAGUCUUAGAAAUGGGUAAAAUAAGCUUUUACUUGAAAAUGAAUAAGAAGAUUCAGGUAUAACAUUUUCCUUGUCUUACAUUCUACAUUUCGAGUACUUUGCUUUGAAGUCAAUUGUGUAACAUGACAUCCGAAAUUGCAUCCUUCAUACGCUAGGCUAAUAUGAGAAUUUAUUUAGAAACUUCAGGUUUUCAUUCUUCUUUAUUUUGCGAAAUAUCUUUAGUAAUGUUACUGUAAUAGCUUUGACUGGCUAUGGUUUUAAUCUGUAUUUUAAUAAUAUGAAUGGCGUUUUCUUUAAAAUAGUUCAUAUAUCACUAAUUGUUAAUUAUACAUUAUAUAUUAUUUAAAAUUUAUACUGUAAGGAUGCUGUAAUGUUUUUCAGUCAAUAAAGUACAACCAUCAUUUCAUUGGCUACUUUUUACACAAUUAUUUGAACUCAUGGAUGCCUACUAUAGUGUUUCAAUAUAGCCUCUUGAUUGUCUGCUGGUAUUUGGACUUUUCAUAAUAUGAAAGUACUGUAAGUUAUAAUAAAUACAUUCCUUUUUUUAUAAGAACCUUAUAAUAUUUUUUUUUAUUAGAGUGAUGCUCUAAAAAUGAAGAAUCAAGCUAGUGACUUAAAAUACUAUUGUACAAACAGUCCAUUUCAUUUGUUCAUUUUGGUGGCAGUCACAAUGUGAUGUGCUGCUUAUCAUUUUCUGGAAUGUGGUUGAUGACUGCAUACCCCACCUCUGUAUGAUAAAAGUCCAAUCAAAUGUUACCAGUAUAUGAGAAUGUUUGAAUGCAAGGAUUACACUGAUGAAGAACCUAAAAAGAAUAAUUCCAUGCUUCACACCUGUACCACAAUAAAAGGUUGUGUAGCUGUGCUAUAUAUGUGAGUCUACAUUCAUUUUGACUAUGUGGAAUAUACUGACUUGUUUCAAUCAAAUUGCAAAUAUCUGAAUCUAGGUGUUGAAAUUCAGAUAGGUCAGAUAGAUGAGAUGCUUCUGGAUAUGAACACAACUUUUAUUUUCCACUUGUCGAUAUUCACGGGUAAAGUUCUACACAAGUUUCAACUUCAAAAUUAUCACGAAUUACCACGAGAUUCGCUGAAAUAAACAAAUACUGAAGAUGAAAAUUAUGGCAAUUUCCGCUAAUUAUACAAACGCAUGAUACUUACACGGGUGCGGAAUCCAUCCAAAAACAAAUCCAUACAAUAUUCAUUAGAUUCAGGU